AUGCGUUUGCCAGAGAAGGUGUUCGCAGAAAAUGCCACAGAACUGAGCGUCAGCGAGUACGGUUACCUCGAAGUUGAUGAUCUGCAGUCGAGGUUUGCACCUGGAAUUGUCCGCAGCCUCGACGAGAUCGCAGACGACAACCUGGACGUCUCGGAUCCCCUGUUCCACCUCAUCAACAAGAGAGGCAGCUACAACACCACGGAUCUGAACAACAUCUAG
Messenger RNA from Diaporthe citri, 219 nucleotides. RefSeq lists its product as uncharacterized. Lineage: Eukaryota; Fungi; Ascomycota; Sordariomycetes; Diaporthales; Diaporthaceae. The record is from RefSeq and is a predicted model, not a curated record. Bases 1 to 219 code for a protein of 72 amino acids. The transcript has a single exon.